This is a messenger RNA of Adineta steineri, 645 nucleotides long. NCBI's taxonomy places the organism in Eukaryota, Metazoa, Rotifera, Eurotatoria, Adinetida, Adinetidae. The record is from the annotation of a GenBank genome assembly.
AUGGUCACAAUACCUAAAAGUAUCGAACGACAGAGACGUAUAGUACAAAAUUAUUUACUCAUUUGUUUAGAUGAGUCUUUGGACGAAACAAACAAAGAUUACAAACAUAUUUUAGCACAAAUACAAACCGGUGCCGACAAUGUCAGCGUCUUUACACAGAGAGAUCAAUGUAUCGAUUUUCUUUCCGAUAGUGAAGACAUCAAGUCUUUUCUCGUUGUCGAGAACAUUAUUGCUCAACACAUUAUACCUCUCAUCCAUGAUAUUUCUCAGUUGGAUGGUGUUUAUAUCUUCAGUAGCAUCAAAUCCUUACCUGAAGAAUGGACCAAAAACUGGCAAAAAAUCAAAAGUGUCCAUACUGACAUCAACGACCUGUAUCAAACAUUACAACUGGAUGUCAAGCAAUACAAGCAAAACUCAAUUGCUAUGAGCUUUGUCACCGUAAAUGAAAUGUCUUCAACUGAUGGUUUAAAUCAGGUGGAUCCAACAUUUAUGUAUACCCAAAUAUUCAAGGAUAUUCUUCUAAAUAUGGAACAUGGUAAACAAGCCAUUAAACAAUUUACAGCUUAUUGCCGACAUCUUGACAGUGGAUCGGAAAAAAAUAUUGAUGAAUUUGAAAACAAAUAUGAUGCUCAGUCUGCUAUUUAG